Molecule: messenger RNA, 1830 nt
Organism: Alternaria rosae
Lineage: Eukaryota; Fungi; Ascomycota; Dothideomycetes; Pleosporales; Pleosporaceae
Exons: 3
Biological process (GO): carbohydrate metabolic process
Molecular function (GO): chitin binding; hydrolase activity, acting on carbon-nitrogen (but not peptide) bonds
Source: RefSeq, a predicted model, not a curated record
AUGUCGUCCCCACAUCCUCUUCGUAUCCCACGAAGGUUUCCCAGGGCCGCGCUCUUGGCUGCUGAUAAUAGUGUGCUGACUUCUUCGAGUUAGUGGGCUCCACUCCUCGCAGCUACGCCGCCACGAGUCGCCCUUGGAGGUGCGUCUAUGGCAUUGUGUAUUAUAAGUACAUCGGGUUCCUUCUUUCUCCCUACGCUCUUUACUCGUCUUGCUCGUCUUUGCACGCAUAGCGACCGUCACUCGUUUAUUCCCAUCGACUAAUUCUAAUUGACGUUACUGUCAACCACACUCGCUUUCGCUUUUACAACCGCAGUCGACUACACAUAUUAUACUAGUGCUGUAAAUAUUAAUCUGCCAAGAUGCGUUUCUCCCAAGUCGCUGCUGCCUCCUUGGUAGCACCGCUCGUCGCUGCUCAUGGCAUGGAGGGUAUGCCAAGGAUCAUUGGUCUACCCAGGCAAUUGAGGGCCAGCAACCCUCUUGCUGGUUACUCAGGUGGUCAUGCUGCUCAGGCAGGACCCGUAAUCCGUCCCCGUCAGUCUACCGACGGACGUUGUGGUCCGGAUGGCGGCAACCAGAAGUGUGCGGACAACGAGUGCUGCUCAAGCGCCGGAUACUGCGGUACUACUCAGGAGCACUGCCAAGCGCCCGACUGCUUGUUCAACUUUGGACCUGCAUGUGACGCCAAUAAGACUCCUGCUGGAGCAAGCACCCGGAACGACCCCCGCCCGCAGCUUGGAAGCAUUCCCUACGGCGGUGGAGGCAUCUACGUCUGCAACAAUCCUGGAACCGUUGCAAUCACCUACGACGAUGGUCCCUACAUCUAUACCGAGGGUGUUAUGAAGCAGUUCGAGGCACGAGGAGCCCACGCCACCUUCUUCAUCACUGGUAACAACAUCGGCAAGGGCGCCAUUGACGAAAACUGGGCGGACGUCAUCAAGAAGAUGUAUGACAAUGGCCAUCAGGUCGCCUCUCACACAUGGUCCCACCAGGAUCUCAGCAAAAUCACCAAAGAGGAGGCUUACGACCAAAUGGUCAAGAACGAGAUGGCUAUUCGCAACAUCAUCGGUAAAUACCCUACCUACAUGCGCCCACCGUACUCUUCUUGCACUGGAAGCUGCCAGGAAGUCAUGGCCGAUCUUGGUUACGUCGUGUCUUACUUCGACCUCGAUACCGAUGACUACAACCAGUUGACUCCCGAGAAGAUCCAGGUCGCCAAGGACAACUUCAAGGAGGGCAUUGAUACCCGUAACUCCGGAGACCCAUACGACGGUGACAGGCUUGUCAUCGGCCAUGACAUCCACCAAUUGACUGCCGAGAACCUCACUGUAUACAUGCUCGACUAUCUUUACGCUCAGGGCCUCAGGGCCGUCACUAUGGGUGAGUGCAUGCAGGACCCCAAGGAGAACUGGUACCGCGACUCUACCCCCGCUCCUCCCAGCACCUCAUCUACCCGUACCUCUUCUUCUGCUGUCCCCACUCCUACUGGCCCCACCUCCAAAGACGGUAUGUGCGGAGCUGCUGGUGGUGACCAAUCCUGCGUUGGCUGGGUUGGUGUCGAUGGUCUCCUCGGCGAGUGCUGCUCUCAAUACGGCUACUGUGGCAACACUGCCGACCACUGCCAAACUGGCUGCCAAGCUGGUUUCGGAAAGUGCGGUGCCCAGCCCAGUGCUUCUCCCUCCGCCUCUGCUACCGUCUCUGCCAGCGUCACUGGCCCCGUUCCUACCCCUACCGGCCCCACCACUACCGACGGAUCUUGCGGUGCGGCAAACGGUGGCAUGACUUGCAUUGGCUUCAACGGUCCCGCUGGCCUAAGCGAGUGCUGCUCCCAGU